AUGGAAGUAAUCUACACCGCUCCACCUGCUGUUGUUAUACCCUCGACUGAGGAUUUACUUUACCAUGCUGAAGUUACGUCAACUAGAGGUUUCCAGCAGGCGUCAGAACAGCCUUCGGUCCAUGGCUCCACACGUGGAUCCAUUCACGGAUCGGUCCACGGCUCCACUCAUAGCUCUGCUCCGCAAUCAGAUGAUGAUAAUGAACUGGAGAAUAUUGAGCGAAAUAUUGCAAGUCUCGAACGGAGCUUACAGAAUAAAGACAUUGUGAUUGACUUGGAAUCCGGUGACGAAUCACGCACUCGCAAGUUAAAGAUUGUUGGGAAGCGUUUUUUGAGAGUUGGUCAAGGCAAGGAACUGCUGCUGGUACUCCAACCUAGGACCAACGCAUCAGUUCUGACCGAGGUAAAGAUAAAAAUGAGAUUGUCCACCACUUGUCUACGUAGGAGUUUCGAAUUCUUUGGACACAUUGUUAGAAAAGAAGGCGAUAAUCUCAAAAAAACUUUAAUGACGGGAAGAAUAGAUGGACGAAUACCACGAGGAAGAAGUCCUUUACAUUGGUCAGAUCAGAUCCGCACACCAACAACACCACAGUCAGCGAGAGUAACCACAGAGUAA
Molecule: messenger RNA, 615 nt
Organism: Diatraea saccharalis (sugarcane borer)
Lineage: Eukaryota; Metazoa; Arthropoda; Insecta; Lepidoptera; Crambidae
Source: the annotation of a GenBank genome assembly